ACUAGCCGAUAUUUUGUGAUCUUACAAAGUAAAAAUAAAUCUAAAGAAAUGGUUUUGGCGAUCGUCGAUCUCCUGCGCUCACCAUGGACCAUUGUCCUUACACUGGUUUCGUUGGUCGUUUACAAAUUCGUAAUCAAGAAUUGGAAUUUUUUCGAUAAAAUUGGAAUCAAAUAUGUCCGAGGCGCUCCAAUAUUGGGCGUUCAAUAUCAGGUGCUUCUCGGAAAGAAAACUAGCAUGGACACGUUUGUCGAUUUGUACAAGGAACAUUCGAAGGAACAAGUCAUCGGCGCAUAUGACAUUGGCGGUGCGCCAAUGUACGUAAUAAAUGAUAUCGAUAUAGCGAAGAGGGUCACGUCCAAAGACUUUGACCACUUUACGAAUCAUCGCUUUCAUAUCGACAAAGAAGUGGACCCAUUGCUUGGACGAUCUAUGUUUGCCACCAAUGAUCAGGACUGGAAAGAUAUAAGAUCGACAACAAGUCCGGCAUUUACUGGCAGCAAAAUGAGACAAAUGUUGUCACUAAUCAACGAGUGCACCUUCGAUUUGUGCGAUAAUAUAAAAAAUGAAAUUCAGAACAAACACUCGGAUACGUUCGACUUGAAGGAACUGAUGCAACGCUUUGUGGCCAAUACAAUUGCGUCAACAGCAUUCGGUUUUAAAAUGAACUCAUUCCAAGACAAGGACAAUGAAUUUUACAAACAUGGCUAUUCUGCGGCCAAUCUGGACGGCAUCAAAGGCAUGAAAUUCUUUGCAUUCCAGAGCAUUCCGAAAAUCAUGAACUUCUUCAAAAUUCGAAUGAUGCAUGAAAAAGACACCGAGUACUUUCGAUCGAUGAUCCGGCAAAAUAUGAAGUAUCGCGAGGAGAAUAAUAUUUACCGUCCCGACAUGAUACAUUUGAUGAUGGAAGCGAGAAAGGGCUCACUGCAUCACGAUACUACUAGCAACGAUGACAUUGGAUUUGCCACCGUGCAAGAGUCUGACUAUGGCAGGAAUUCUACUAAACAUUUGAAGUUCACUGAAGACGAUUUGGUUGCCCAAUGCAUGAUAUUCAUUUUUGGUGGUUUCAAUGCUGUACCAACGUCUCAAUGUUUCGCUGCAAUGGAAGUGGCAGCCAAUGUUGACAUUCAAGACAGACUGUAUAACGAAAUCAAAUCCGUACAUGAUCAACUAGCUGGACAGCCGUUAACUUACGAACUAUUACAAAACAUGAAGUACAUGGACCAGGUGGUCUGCGAAACUCUUCGCCGCUGGUCGAUUGCUCCAUUUUCAGAUAGAGAAGUUAACAAGCCGUACACGAUCGAAUUGAAAAAUGGCAAAAAAAUUGAAUUAAAGACGGGCGACGGAAUCUGGAUGCCCAUAGCUGGCUAUCACAUGGACGAAAAAUAUUUUCCCAAUCCAAAGCGUUUCGAUCCGGAGAGAUUUAGUGAGGAGAACAAGAAAAAUAUCGUUCAGGGAUCGUAUAUUCCGUUCUCGAUUGGACCGAGAAACUGUGUGGGAUCCAGAUAUGCACUGAUGUUCAUGAAAGUGGCGAUUUACUAUUUAGUUUUGAAUUUUCAACUGGAACUGUGUGAAAAAUCGACAUAUCCCAUUCAAUUAAAGUUGAACACUGCCUUUGUGGACGCCGAUUUUUGGGUUAAACUUAAACCCCGAACUUAGACUGAGUUAAUGUUAAGCUGUACUGAGCAUUGAAGAUAGAAAUAUUAAUUGUAAAUAUACCGCGUAUGAUUCGAAGCACAAAA
Molecule: messenger RNA, 1739 nt
Organism: Bradysia coprophila
Lineage: Eukaryota; Metazoa; Arthropoda; Insecta; Diptera; Sciaridae
Product: putative cytochrome P450 9f2
Molecular function (GO): monooxygenase activity; iron ion binding; oxidoreductase activity, acting on paired donors, with incorporation or reduction of molecular oxygen
Source: RefSeq, a predicted model, not a curated record